Molecule: messenger RNA, 1009 nt
Organism: Tachysurus vachellii
Lineage: Eukaryota; Metazoa; Chordata; Actinopteri; Siluriformes; Bagridae
Gene: pdrg1
Product: p53 and DNA-damage regulated 1
Exons: 5
Coding region: 58-450 (130 amino acids)
Biological process (GO): protein folding
Cellular component (GO): prefoldin complex
Source: RefSeq, a predicted model, not a curated record
UUCCCUGUACGAGGGGGAUUUAUUUUGCAGGGUGCACACGCUUGAUAGUGGAGCACGAUGGAUUCACAGAGAGUGAUGGAUUAUCUGAUUGAGGUAGAGCUCGCUGCUGAAGAUGUGCUGUCUGAUAAACAACAGAUUGUAGACCUGGAUGGGAGAAGAAACAGAAACCGAGAAGCUUUGAAUGCUCUAAAGAACAGCAACACUGAUAAAGACAAAGUCAAGGUUUGCUUUGGGAACAUGUUCAUUAAAUUCCCCAAGGAAAGCACCAAAUCCAUGAUUCAGAAAGAUCAAGAGCAGAUCGAGCAGGAGAUAAACAAUCUCCGGAAAGGUCUCAAAGCAAAAGUAAACCAUCUCAAUGAUCUACAAGGGAAGCCUGAAAUCAGAGGAUACCACCUGUCACCACUGUCUGGUGAUGAACUCAAGGCUAUUAAUGGCAUCCUGAAGAGAUAGAAACACCUUCAAGUUAAUGUUAAAAGGCGAAGAUGACGAGGGACAUGAGGUGGUUAGAAUCAUCAGUGAUGAUGAUGAUGAUGAUGCUAGUCUCUCUGUUUCACACACCGUAUCUGUACAUUAUGUUUUGUACUGUGUGCAAAAUUUUGAGUGCAGAAGUUUGCACUCCUUCACUGGGAAACGAAGAUUUCAACGAGACCUUGACAUGUACAGACGUUUCUUCAUUGUUUUCAUUAAAUAAAGAGGUCAAUAAAGGGGAAAACCUCAGCUGACUGAGAUAAUCACAUGUUCUGCUAUUUGUUCUGGCUGUUCUUGCAAUUCCUGUCUGUAUUUUCUUCCUCCCCUCAGUUAUUUUUCUUCUACUCUUUGGGCUUGUCUUGGUAUGUACGUGUUUCUGAGCGAUGUACUUGUUUCCUUUUUCAGCUGAACGAAAGGUCAAACUGUGUGAUUGUCUUAGAAAGUCAGUUGAAGUAACAACUGUUAAUAGCUACAACAAUGUAAUAACGAUUAACUUGUCUUCUGGAUGAACCACAAUAAAUGAAUUCUCUCUCUCUCUCUC